Molecule: messenger RNA, 2871 nt
Organism: Mercenaria mercenaria
Lineage: Eukaryota; Metazoa; Mollusca; Bivalvia; Venerida; Veneridae
Product: RNA cytosine C(5)-methyltransferase NSUN2-like
Exons: 22
Coding region: 98-2266 (722 amino acids)
Biological process (GO): RNA methylation
Molecular function (GO): methyltransferase activity
Source: RefSeq, a predicted model, not a curated record
AUUGAGAGUAGGAACAAACACAAACGUGGUCAGUUUAUAAUCAAGCACACCAUCUGGAAGGCCACGCUUUGUUCCCGGUUAGAAAAACAUCAAGAAAAUGCCUCAAAAACCAAAGAAAAGGCCACCACCACCAGCUAACCAGAUUGAAACAGUCACAAUGCAAAAUGCAGAGACUGUGAUGUCUACAUUUAUUAAAUACUACAAGGGUAUUGGUUUGGUACCGGAAGAAGAAUGGAAACAUUUCUUCACCAGUUGCUUUUCAGAUCUACCAUUCACCUUCAGAAUCUGCGAAAACCGUCGAAAAAUCAACAAUAUAUUAGAAGGAAAACCGGGAACCCUUGGACAAGCUGAAGUGUUAAGGGAGUUCCUUAGAAAUAGCAUUUUCCCCAAAGUUGCCAAUGUGAAGGUGGAUGAUGUACCAUUUGAAGUCACUCCGUUGCCAUGGUAUCCCAAACAACUGGCCUGGAGAACUAAUGUUGAUCAUAAGACAUUCUUCCAGUGUGACGAUCUGAAACCCAUUAGCAACUUUAUAACCCAAGAAGACAAAGCAGGUUUUGUGUCGAAGGGAGAAAUUGCAAAUAUGAUUCCACCAUUGCUUGUAGAUAUCAACCCAAGUCAUAAGAUUCUGGAGAUGUGUGCUGCUCCGGGAUACCAGACCACACAGAUUCUAGAACAGAUCUUAAACAGCCCGAAAAAGCUAUCUGAUGGAUUUGUUGUGGCUAAUGAUGUAGACUUCAGGAUCAACUACAGAUGGUCACAGGGAACAAAUGUUUUCUUCACACAUGAAGAUGCCAAGAAAUUCCCGGAUCUGUAUACAACUGAAGAGCAUGUUCCUGAAAGCAAAAUCUUGUAUGACAGAAUUUUCAUUGAUGCACCUUCAAGUGAUGAUGGAUCAUUGAGAAGCAACAAGAAGGUCAGAGCUGGCUGGAAUGUUACCAAGGCACAGAAAAAUCACAAGGAUCUGAAGGCAAUGCUUCGUCGAGGACUUGAACUCCUGGAAUUGAAUGGACAGCUUGUCUACAUCACUACAUCACUCAAUCCAAUCGAAAACGAGGCUGUUGUUGCAGCUCUCCUGAAAGAAGCUCCAGAAACACUUGAAUUGGUUGAUGUGAGAAACCGCCUGCCAGACUUCCAUGUUAGACCAGGAAUGGCAAAAUGGAAGGUAAUGAGUCAGGGACUUGUGUUCUAUGAUACAUUUGAAUCCAGCCCCCUGUGGUUCCAGAAGGAAAAUGAGGACACCUUGUUUGCCCCAACAGAAGACGAUGCAGCUUUGUUAAACCUGGACAGAUGUUUGAGAGUGAUGCCACAUGACAAUGAUACUGGAGGUUUCUUUGUUGCUGUAAUUACUAAGUUCGGACCAUUGCCAUGGCAGAAAGAUGAGGCUGAAGAAGCCAUGGAGACAGAAGCUGAUGUAAAACAAGAGGGGAAAGAGGACAAAGUUGACGGAGCGGGAGAUGCUGAGAAGAAAAAGAAGAGUCCUUAUACAUUGCCGAUACGUGUAGAUGUGAAUGUCUGCUGCUCCGAGAUAGAAUGGACAACAGAAGUUACCAACGAAUCUUUGAAUACAACAGCUACUACGGAGACUAGCAACUUUGAUCUUGCUCCAAUGAAGAUUUCAAAAUCUUGCAUGCCAGCUUGGCUACAGAAGAAACUGCAGGAGCAAGCUUGCCGCUAUGAGGAGGUUAAACCUACAGACAGUGAAUGGGUUACAUACAGGGACAUGUUUGAUUUGAAGAAAGUAAAUCCACUACCCAACAUGCUGAAAUACGUACAAGAUGGCAAAUUUACGCUUUUCUACUACUACAACCCAACAGUUCGCUCUCUCAUCAGAUUCAACACAGAAGUUGCUAGGAGGAGCAAAGCCCAAUGUGGUGGAAUGCUCAUGAUGAGAUGUGCUGAUGGUGGAAAAACCGAUGUAAAGAGUACACUGCCGGUACUACAGUUCAUGAACAAACGCCUGCUCACAAUAACAAGGGCAGAUCUGGUACAAAUGCUGGAAAACAAGGAAGUUGUCAUAAAGGACUUGACAGACAGGCUACAGAAAGAACUUCAAACCGUCCCUGACAAUGGCCCAGUCUACUUCCUCUAUGAACCAAAAGGAAAGAAUGCAGAUCCAAAGUGUGCAAUUGUAAUCUGGCGUGAAAAGUUUCCACUGUUCGUGAAGGACGAGUUCUUCACACGAUCGGAACGUCAGCACUGUCUGCGACUGUGUGGAGUUGAUCCAGACACCGUAGAAGCCGAGGAGGAAGAAGAGGCCAUGGAGUAACAUGUUCACACGUCUUCGUCCACAUGCUGUGUCGCCGGAAAGCCCAUUUCUUGACCUACAGCAGAAGAUCAUUCUACUUUGAAAGCUUACAAACCUGGGAACAAUACUUUCAACUAAUUUCAAUGGAACUUUUUGUUGGUAGCAAUUCAUCAGUGUCGUGUUAUUUUGGUUCUUUUUAAUCAGUAACUCUUAAACUCUAUUGAGGCUUAAUAUCAAGUUAAAAUUGGAAAAGACAAAUAUGUCUUCUACCUUUGUGACUAUAAUGGAAAAAAAUCAGUGAUUAUUGGCUUUGGUCGAGUGAAUUUUAUAACUAAAUUUGAUUUUGUGGAAACAAUUCUAGGGUGUUUUAACAAAAUAUGAACAAAUAUAUGUCUAAAAGUAAGUGUAACAUUGUUGUAGUAAUGUUUUUAUGUUGUAAAGAAGAAUCAUGGAAAAACUAAAAGUUGUAGUAAAUAACACUGAUUAUGUAUAUAGUAUGACCAACAGUUUUCCCAUUGAUUUUAAAAAUCAACUCAUUGCAAUUCAUUUCUCAUUGAUCCUUAAACUUCAUUUUGUUUUAUAAACUGUGGUCUAUAGACAAUAAAGUCAAUGACGAUUUAAAAAUC